UAAUUUCAAGUCAACGGGAUGUUUUAGUGUCAUUUCAAAUCCUACUGCAAGAGAACACACAUUUCAAUUGGUCUUAAACCUGCUUGUUAGUGCCAGAACUUCAAGCAUUAGCUAGCAGCAGCUAAUCUAGCCUAGAGUCUAAAGAGCAUGGUACUGAGGUCUGAUAAGCUCAACUCUUUCCUACUCCACACCCCCAUUUUUUUCAUUUUCAGACUUGUACUCCUCAAUUCCAACCAAUAUUUUCUAAAUUUUCUCAAUUUAUGAGAUUUUGUGCAACUCACUGUAUAGCCACAGAAGGCUUUAAGGCAACUUCUUUCAAUGAAUGUAUUGAGGAAAACUGGAUGCUGAAUGUCAGUAACAGGCAUUUGUUUAUAAGGAUGCAUCUUCAUCUUCUGGCUUUGCAGUGAAAAUAUACUCAUAAGGGACAAAUUCGAGGAAAAUCUUGAACUCUUGGCCCUUAAAGUGAGGGAAACCGGUGGUUCUGCUCUGCUUUAAGGGCUAUUUUGCUGGCAUGGUUUUGUUCCACUCAUCUCCUUAGUGGGGAGGGUCACUGCAGAUCAUUACACAGCUGUUCUGAGUGAUCAACUUGAUCUUUUGAUGAAACUUUUAUAUACUUGGGCUCGUUGUCUCUUCCAGAAUGACUAUGUCCCCACUCAUAGUGUGUGAAUCAUGGCUAUGGCCUUCACAGUUAUCAGGUCCAAAAUCAGGGGAUUUUUGGACUCCACCACCACCAUCAAAACAACAACUGAGGAAAUAUCCUUUGAAAGCAUGGUUUUCAAUCCCUGCAAUAUAUUACAGAUCAACUGAAGAAUUCUGAUUUGUUUGUUGUCUGAGGCUGAUAUGCUGAGUUGUUUUUUAAUGAGGAGACUUCCUUUGGUGAGAUUUAUAAAGUAAAACAGUAAAAGCUCAGACAGAGGACAAUAUAUCCAAAAUACUGGAGCCUUUUUUAUGUAAAUUGAAUGUUCAAAAAUGUGCUCUUUUUUGGAAUAUGUGGAACUUAACAUUGAAAUUUGUAUUAAAGCCAUCCAGGUUGUUGUUAAGUGUCUUGUAAGCCCAAAUAGGCUGGAUGCCAGAAAGGUGUUGGACUCUCAAAAAAACAAUCGAUCAGUUAAUGUUGAACGAAUGCCAAGUUGUAUUGAAGCUGUUCUGAAGGCACUUGGUGGUGACAUAUUGUUGUUUUUUUGUUCUAUAGUUUGCCACCUGUCUGUACUGUAAGUACACCAAUGGUUCGUCAUAUUCUUGACAUUAAUCACAGCAUAGACUUUAUUUCAUCAGGAAUAAUGGAUCAGCAGAGGGUCACGCUGGCGGGGUGAACCAUUAAUCUUCUUUGAAUGCAUGCAAAAUAUUUUGGACGUUGCCUAAUAGCAUAUGCAAAUGAAUUGGCCUGCUUGGUAUAUCGAAAUAGUUGUCAGAAAAGUGACUGUCAGCUUUCAGGAAAACUUUAGUUUGGAGCGUGCUCAGCAAUGUGUUAAAAUCUUAAAGAGCGAAGAGUUUAAUUUGAUAGAAAAGAAGGCUGUCUACGUCGAAUGUUGGAGACGUAAAGUCCAAUGUAAUAACAACAAAAAUGUCGCAAAUGCACAAAAUAAAAUGGCCGUUGCAUCUGCCCUCAUCAUUUUUAACAGAUGUGACCAGAAUUGGCAUGCAGUGUACACAAUGCGUGGGCGAGUUCAUUUGUGUACAUGUCACUGGUGUGUACACAACUACCCAAGUGCUCGUUUCAUUGUUGUUUUAGUCUAGUUUUUGAGUUUUUUUUUCCCCUUCAACUGACAUUGAUAUGCAGCGCUGCACAAAAUAAACAAAACACCUUCCAAUUCAUCAAGGAUGUAGUGAAGGGGGCCACCUGUGCAGCCGGAACAGCGUGAAUCCAUCCUGAAAUGGUUUCCCUGAUUUUCCAGGGAGUUCUCCCCCUUUUUAGUGAUGGAGGUAUUGCAGUGUGAUGGCUGUGACUUCCGCGGUGAGUCAUAUGACGACUUGAAGACCCACAUACAGGAAGUGCACACUGUAUUCCUGCAGCCUGCAGAUGCAGAUGAGUCUGAUUCUCUGAAAGAUGAGGAGGAAGACGGGGAAGUGGAAUUUCAAGAUGAGGAAGACAAGGAUUAUACGCCUCCUAAAGCUGGAAUGAGCCCCAACUCUACUGACAGUCCCAACCAAGCAUCACAAAAGCAGACAGCUGAAACCCAUCUGCCGUUUUACCAGUGCAAGUUCUGUGUCCGUUACUUCAGAUCAAAGUCAUUCUUAAGAAACCACACCAAAAAGGUGCAUAAUGUCAUAGAGGAUGAUUCAGAUGCAAGUAUCUCCUCACAGACAGCUAAGCAGCCCAGCUACACUGUUAUAAGGCACAAUGACAAUUCAAAAGUGUAUUCCUGUCAGUAUUGCACAUACAAGUCUCCACGCAAAGCAAGGAUAGUGAAACACCAACUAAUGUAUCAUAACAAAGUUCCCUCAGAUAGUGGUGGAGAUCCUCCUGAAUAUGUCGAUACUGGGGAGGAAUCUGAUUCAGCGAGUGGGAUCAUGAAGGGGACGUUUGCCUGUGAAUGGUGUGACUAUCAGACUGACCAGAAAGACAGCUGGACUAAUCACGUGGUGAAGGAACACAGUGACAAGGUCAAGAUAGUUUCCUCCACCGCGGAGCUGGAAGGGGAGGCGAGUGCAAGCUCACCCAAACCAGAUUCUCCCUCCUCUUCCCAUAGCCCGGCUAGAUCAAAGGCAAAUUUUGCUGAGGUUUGUGGGAAGGAGGAGUCAGUUGGAAACACACCAGAAAACACCUUGAAAAAGUCAGCUGCAGAGAUCUCCUCCUUCCAGUAUGCACAGAUGAGUGCAGUAACACCCAACAGCACGGGUUCCUCCAUUUUAUCAAAAAGGUUUGCAUCAUCUGACGUCCCGAACAGUGUCGCAGAGAUGGAUACCAACUUACUCAAUGAAGAAGAGUCAAGGAGCAGCUUGGAGGAUGAUGAUGACGAAGAGUUGGGUGACAUAGAUGAUCCCAGCUAUACAGGAACCUUAUCUGCAGACGCAAAGCAGCUAUUGACAGAUGAAGAUAAUAAAUUACUGGAGACUAAAGGGAUUCCGUUUAGAAAAUACAUGAACCGGUUUCAGUGCCCCUUCUGCUCCUUCCUCACCAUGCACAGACGGAGUAUCUCCCGCCACAUUGAAAACAUUCACCUUUCCGGCAAAACCACAGUGUAUAAAUGUGAUGAAUGCCCGUUUAUUUGCACCAGCGCUCUGAAACUAGGCACGCACAAACAGAGCCACAACUCCUCAGAUUUAGAGACCUUGGACCUAACAAGUGAUAGUCCAAAUCCUCAGAAGGACGGUGGCGCAGAGCCAGUUAAUGGGGGUAAUGUAAGUUCCAAAGUCAAUGGAAAAAAGACAACCAGCACAUCAAACGACCAGCAGAACCCUCAUCGCUGCACACUUUGCAGCUUCUCUACCACUACUCUGAAAGGUCUGAGGGUCCACCAGCAGCAUAAGCAUUCCUACUGUGAUGACCUAGAUCCCACUGUCUUUGAAACCCAGAUGACUGACCAGCCAGAUUCUGAAGUGGAUGCCUCUCCAAUCUUUCUACAAAAAACCCAGACUUCCAUUUUAGGACUCGCCACCAAAAAGUCCUUAGGAACAGGGAAGAGAGCCAGGAAGUCCAUCAACGACUUGCCUUUGGAUUUGUCCUCAGUCAAAAAGAGGACUAGAAUUGAUGAAAUUGCCAGUAACCUUCAAAGUAAAAUAAGCCAAAGCCAACAGGACACCAUCAUAAAUCUGGACGAUAUGGAUGAUGAAGAUGCUGGAGAAAAUCAUGCCAGUGCUGAUGAGAGUGGAAGCUAUGACAACAAAAACCCCAUCUUUGCUUACACACAGCAUCUUCAUUCAAGAGAUAUGAUGUCUCAUGAUGGAGGCAGAAUAGGGAAACGAAAAAGCAACCCCAAAUCAAAGCCUAGAAGCAUUCCUAUUUCACUGACUCUCUCAGAUGAUAGUGAAAACAUCUCUGCUGAUCCCAGUGACGGUACAGCCCAAGACAACAUGGAAUUUUCAGAGGACACAGGAACCACACGUUUCUACUGUAAACACUGUGAUUAUCACAACAAAUCAGCCCGUAGCGUUAGCACCCAUUACCAGAGGAUGCACCCUUACAUCAAGUUCAGCUUUAAAUACAUCCUGGACCCAGAAGACCAGAGUGCAGUCUUCCGCUGCUUAGAGUGCUAUAUUGAAUACACAAAUUACAACGAUCUACACCAACACUACAUGGAUCACCAUCCUGAAGCAAGCAACGUGCUCAACUUCAACCAGCCACAUCUGUUGUACAUGUGUCGCUUCUGCUCGUACACAAGCCCUAAUGUGAGGAGCCUGAUGCCCCAUUACCAAAGAAUGCAUCCCACGGUGAAAAUCAACAAUGCCAUGAUCUUCUCAAGCUAUAUUGUGGAGCAGACCCCCAAAUCUGGUGAAUCGCAAACUCUGAGGGAAAUAUUAAACUCUGGUCCCAAGAACUUUAACUCAGCAACUUCAAUGCCGAGGUCCUCCUCAAGCCCAGGGCUGAAAGCCGUUUCCAAGUCCCCUGAAGCCAGCGCUGAAGCAGAACCUCUCAAAGAAGCUAUGGGCGGUAAUAUUGUCAUCUAUGAUUGCGAUGUAUGCUCUUUUGCCAGCCCGAACAUGCACUCUGUUUUGGUCCACUACCAGAAGAAACAUCCAGAGCAGAAGGCGUCUUAUUUCCGUAUACAGAAAACUAUGAAGGUCAUCUCCGUGGAUCAGUCCCAGCCUGCAGCCAACUGUUCGUUCAGCCCCAGCAUGUCUUCAACACCAAAACAAGCAAUUGCAGCACUGUAUGGAUCAGAUGAAGAAAUGUACUACUGCAAACAUUGUGUGUACAGCAAUCGAUCUGUUGUUGGUGUGUUGGUCCACUAUCAGAAACGACACCCAGAAGUCAAAGUGACGGCAAAAUAUAUCAAAAAUGGCGCUCCUACCCCCGGUUUGAUGAAACUAAUGGAUGAAUUGCAAAUUGCAACUCCCAAACAGUUUUUGAAGCAGUUCCAAAAUAAUGGUCACGAUGGAUCUAACAACUCAAGUCCCAAAACAGGAAGUGGUGAGAAAGGUGAGGAUGAGCUGUUCUUUUGUCAGCACUGUGAUUAUGGCAACCGUACUGUAAAAGGAGUGCUUAUUCACUACCAGAAGAAGCACCGGGAAACCAAGGCCAACGCUGACCUCGUACGUCGCCACACUGCAGUUGUCCGGAGUCAGCGUGAGCGUGCACAGAUGGUUCAGUCAGGUAGUGUCUCUUCUGCCAUGAUCCCAGCAGCUCCAGAGAGUGAAAACGCUACACCUUUGCGUUCCCUCAAGUGCAGACACUGUUCCUACACAUCACCUUAUGUCUAUGCCCUCAAGAAGCACCUGAAGAAAGAACAUCCCACUGUGAAAGCCACAGCCAUGGCUAUUCUGCACUGGGCUUACCAAGAUGGCAUUCUGGAGGCUGGCUAUCACUGCGAGUGGUGUAUAUAUUCCCAUGCUGAACCCCAGGGCCUGUUGCUCCACUACCAAAGACGUCACCCAGAACAUAAUGUUGAUUACACAUACAUGGCCAGUAAACUAUGGGCUGGGCCUGAAACCACCCAGCAAGGGGGCAAUAUGGAAAAUAAACAUUACAAAUGUAAAGACUGUGCCUUUGAGGCCUUGUCAAUAUGGGACAUCACUAGUCACUAUCAGGCAGUCCACCCCUGGGCAAUCAAAGGGGAUGAAUCUGUGCUUUUGGAUAUCAUCAAAGGGAACGUCUCAGUCGAAAAGAUCCACCAGCAGGUUGCCAAAGAACAUGUGACUCUGAAUUGUCAGUCUGUUGAAGAUGAUGGAGCAUUGAUCAUUGCCACGCCACCCCAAGAAAACAAUCCCCAUCAUCCUGCCCACCCACGCCUUUCCAUCUCUAAUAAUGCUUAUCAGUGUACUGUAUGUCUGUCCGAGUACAACAGUCUCCAUGGCCUCCUCACUCACUAUGGAAAGAAGCACCCAGGCAUGAAAGUAAAAGCUGCAGAUUUUGCACAGGAGGCAGACAUCAAUCCCAGUUCUGUGUAUAAAUGUCGUCACUGUCCGUACGUAAACUCCCGCAUCCACGGAGUCCUAACUCACUAUCAGAAAAGACACCCGCUAGUGAAAGUCACAGCAGAGGACUUUGCCGAUGAUAUAGAGCAGAUCAACGAGUUACAUGAAGGAGAUGACAAGUUCAAAACUCAAAGGCAAGGCUAUGGUGCAUACAGAUGCAAAAUGUGCCCGUACACACACGGAACACUGGAGAAACUCAAAAUCCAUUAUGAGAAAUAUCACAAUCAGUCUGCUUCUGACAUGUUCGCUCCCUCUCUGACAAUUUUUGCGUCCGGUAAAGAUACAGAGCCAGUAGCCGAAUGCAGUGCCAGUAAUAUAUCAAGCACAGCAAAAGUCCAAGAGGUCAGCGAAUUGGACCUUGCCCUCUCCCAGUUACCCAUCAAUAAGACCGAGAAACAUGCUGUAUUCAAGUGUCAGCUCUGCAAAUACUUCUGCUCUACUAGGAAAGGCAUCGCUCGCCACUACCGCAUCAAGCACAACAACGUCCGUGCUCAGCCAGAGGGUAAAAACAAUGUCUUCAAAUGCGCUCUGUGUUCAUACACUAACCCUAUACGCAAAGGUCUGGCAGCACACUACCAGAAGCGCCAUGAUAUCGAUGCGUAUUACACCCACUGUCUGGCUGCUUCCAAGACUAUAACUGAAAAACCAGCCAAAGUGAUGGCUCCUCCGCCGUCAGAAGGGGACAGUUCGGAAAUGAGUGAAGACUUGCGUUUGGCUGUGGAGAGACGAAGGUGUUCUCUUUGCGCCUUCCAGGCCUUCAGCAGGAAGAGCAUUGUUUCACACUACAUUAAACGCCACCCAGGUGUCUUCCCCAAGAAGCAGCAUUCUAGCAAGCUUGGUCGCUACUUUACUGUUAUAUAUGCCAAAGAACCCGAGGAAACUGCUGUUAGUGCAUUGGCAGAGGAAGACAAGGAAGUGCUGGAGGUUCCCCUUGAACCCGAGCAGGACAGCGAGGUUGAAUGGCUGCCAUUCAAGUGUCUAAAAUGCUUCCGGUUGUCCUUUAGCACAGGAGAGCUGCUCUCUAUGCACUACAACGACCACCACAGCAAUGACUUAAAGAGGGACUUUGUGGCAUCGACUGAUACUGGGGAGGAGGACUCUGAGUUGUACCAGUGUUCUCACUGUGAACUGAACUUCCUUGGUCUCCCUGUUCUGGCCAAACAUCUGCUGAAUCACAAUGACGAGUUUCAGAAGAGGGCCAUGAGGCAGGAGAGGAGGAAGCAGCUUCUCAGCAAGCAGAGGCCCGCAGAGCUGCCUGAGAAUAAACCUGAGAAGGAAAACCCUGUUGAUAGAACUCCCAUAGGAUUCAGGUGUAAGUUCUGUAUAGAAAUACACCCGACGCUCCGAGCAAUCUGCAACCACCUGAGGAAGCACGUCCACUACGGAGAGGUCAGAGAGGGACACGUCAAACAGGAGGUCAGUGAGGUCCCGCUGACGCUGCCCUCUGAGAGCCUAACUAAUGGCGACUUGGAGGGCGAUGAAACAGCAGAAAGCGAUGUCCUGGAGAGACCUGAAGAUACAUCGAUGGGCCCACCCUUCUCCACAGCUUCCGAUGAUGUUGCUGUUGCCGUGGAGACCCUGGAUCCAGAGGCGGAUGUCGUUGAAGGAAGGGCAGCGGCCCUUGUGGCUGCAGCCCGGGCCGUGGUGUCGGAGAGCCAGCUGAAGCAGCGGUUAGCGGCCGGAGGUCACGCAUGUGCCCAGUGCGACCGAGUCUUCAUGUCCAUGCAGGGACUGAGGUCCCACGAGAGGAGCCACUCGGCUAUGGCCCUGUUCAGCAGAGAAGACAAAUACAGCUGCCAGUACUGCCAGUUUGUCUCACCCUUCAGACACAAUCUGGACAGACAUGUGCAGUCUCACCACGGGCACCACAAGCCCUUCAAGUGCAAGCUCUGCCCCUUUAAAUCUGCCUACGUGAGCCGCUUGAAGAGCCACCUGCAUAAGGCACACACAGGUGAGCAGCACACAUACAAGUGCUUGUCGUGCCCCUUCUCCUCCAUGACCAUCAGCCGGCUGAAGGAACACUCUCUGAGAGACCACGGCGAGGCCCUGACCCUUCCAAAACUCCGAGCUGCUACCCAGGCUGCGCAUGCCGCCCUCAAGCCCUCCCGACUGCCCAGCAACGCUGAGCAGACUCCCAUGGCCCCAGAUGAUCCAUCGUACCUGGAGCCGGCCGACGUCCGUCAGCAGCUCAGUCAUUACCAGCUGGCCAGUCAAAUGUCUUCCUGCUUGACUCCUGGUGGCUCAUCACUGGGUGAGUGUCGUCCAGAAGCUGCCCUCACAUGCGAGUUCUGCGAGUUCACCUCCGGAUACAUGCAGAGUCUGCGCCGGCACUACAAGGACCGCCACGGUGGCAAGAAGCUCUUCAAGUGCAAAGACUGUUCCUUUUUCACCUGCUUCAGGAAUACCUUCACCAUGCAUGUGGAGGCAGGUCACAACAACAUUGUACCUGAAGAUCUCCCCAAAGACCUGCGCUGCCCUCUCUGCCUCUACCACACCAAACACAAGAGCAACAUGAUCGACCACAUCGUUCUCCACAGAGAGGAGCGCGUGGCUCCGCUGGAGGUCAGCCGCUCCAAGCUGUCGCGCCACCUUCAGGGCCUGGUUUUCCGUUGCCACAAAUGCACCUUCACAUGCUCCAGCGAUCAGGCCCUGCAGCUUCACCUGCAGAAGCACGCUGAGAUCAAGCCCUACCAGUGCCAGCUCUGCUAUUACGACAGCAGCCGACGGAGCCAGCUAGAGGAGCAUCUACGCCUUGAGCACAAGGUUAUCCGAAACUUUGAGCUGAUGGGUCGAGUCAACCUGGACCAGCUGGAGAUGUUACAGGAACAAGGGAGCAGCGCAGAGGAGGACGAGGAGAGAGACAUGAUGGAGAUGGUAGCAGAUGAAAAUGUUGCUCUGGAGGAGGAGGAAGAGGAGGAAGAAGAUGAUGAUGAUGAAGGAAUGGAAAUUAUAGAGAACCUAGUGGAGGACCAGAGAGAGAUGGACGGUGACGAGAUGGAUGACAGCAUCAGGGACGAAGAGGAGGAAGAGGAGGAGGAAGACGAAGUCAAAGAAGUAGAGCAGGAAAAGCCGCCCCUGCAAGAGGUCCUUGCAUCUUCCAUCAGCAGCAGCAGCAGCAGCUCUGGGCCAAGCAGUGUAGAGAAGCGUCUUCCCUGCGAGUUCUGCGGUCGCUGCUUCACCAACAGCUUCGAAUGGGAACGGCAUGUCCUUCGACAUGGCAUGACGGUUAACAACAGCCUGCUGGACACCAGCACCACUUCAGCAAUAGAGGCUUCAGCUCCAUCUUCCACCGGCUCCUCUGUGCUCUUUGACGCAAAGCUGGACCUGUCCAGCAACAGACAAGAGGAAGGGAACCCUGCUGAUCUAUCACUGACAAGUCAAAGCCAGUAUGUAGAAGACAAAGACAUGCUUGACACCAAAAAGGAUCAACAGUUUGGUUGAACUGAUUGUGGCCUCUUGGAAUACUGUGCUAGAAAACAUUAACAUUGGGUAGGAUCAGUGCUGCGUGGGAUUGGAAAAAUAAGAUGUCAGAGGAAACAAAAAGGUUGAAACUUAAAAAAGUGACUUUUUAUGAGUUGGUGCAUUAUUAGAUUUUAGGUGUUACAUAUAUAAGUAUUAGGUUGUGCUGCAUAAAAUGGCUGAGCUCUUUAAAUGGGCGGUCCCCUAGGACAGAUCUUAAUAUAUUGGUAACCAAUAGUGAACAGAACUCUUUAUUGCUGACAUUCUGGUCAAAUCUACAGUGAAAGAUCCCACCUAGACAAAACUAAACUAUUUAUAAGAAUGUUGUCCAAAAUGAUGAACUAAAUUUAGCUUUUUAUUAUUUGAAGCACCUUUUACACUCCUCCCUGUUCAUCCAAAACAGGGGUAAUGUAAAUUUACCGAAAACGCAAGAAACAAUAUAUGAAAGCAUUUACAACCACGGCCCACUGUAGAGCAAUCUCUUCUGAUUUUUUGUCGAACUUUGAGACUUUUUUUCAUCUUAGCCUUGUGUUAAACUUAUGGAGGUUUUCCUUGAAGAAGAGUCGCACCUUAUCUAUUUUAGUAAAAUCGUGCUUUCAUGACAGUAUGCCCCAAUGUUUGUAGCAAAUUGCUAUAAUUUAGGUCCCUUAAUAUUAUACUACGUAUAAGCCUUCAGCCUGUUGCGCCCUUCAAAUUUUAACUGUGCUGUUUUUAUCGUCCAGUAAUUUCACUGAUCAAAUCAUCAAAGUUAGUGGGGUUUAUUUAAAUUUCCCUGUCCCUCUAAACUAUCAUUUUGUUUGUAGUCCAGGCUGAAUAAUUUUGCAGUUGCCCUGUGCACUCAGCAUAUCAGUAUAACAACAGAUGUAUGUGUUAAAUGUGUCAUAUCUCGACCCAUAUCCGUUCACGAUUAACCUGGAACACUACAGCCUUUCACCAUAAUGUCAUCUUUACCAAGAGACCGAGAUUACACUUGUCUUUUCAAUGCAAAAUUUGUGACUGGGUGUGCCAGAAUCCAGUUCUGUCCACAUUCUUUGGAGGCGGCGUAGCGUCCACACCUCACAGCAACAGAUCCCGGAGGUAUGAUCCUCUGGGUGUGUUCUGAUUCGCUGGAUCACACUGUGCACAGGGUCGGACCACACUUUAUCAGACCACCACGGCUGAGUUUAGAAACCAGUGCUUAAGUGCCUUAAAAUGCAGUUCCUCUAAUGGCCACUGUAUGGCUUUAAUCGCUUUAGAAAUACAAACUCUAUUAAAGUAAGAAAACCCCCAACUUCUCUCAAAAGCUUGCCUCAACAGCUGAUUUAACAACGCGUGCCUUAGUGGCAUUUUGGAAAGACUCUCUUUAAUUAAGACCAGAUUACAUCAAAUUAAACUCUUGCUUAUUAUAAUUGCACAGACUAUGCGCCAGUACAAUGAAAUGUGAUUUAGCAUCUAGUGCAAGGAAUGAGGCUCAAAGCAUUGGUUUAACAAGAUUACCACAAAAAAACAUUCUCAUCUAUCUUUAGUAGUUUUUAGCCAUGCAAAUGUUUCAUUUUAUUGUGAAAGUUUUAAAAAAUAUCAAUUUUUAACGUUUGUGCAGCCCCCCUGAUCUAAUAGAAGUGAAUGAAGUUUCAUUAGGUACAUUUACACCGUUGAAAAAUCCAACUGUUCUGUAGAAGGGGAUGUUGUUUAUGGACACAAAUGCUGCUGUUGAAUUCUCUUAACUAUGUUUUUUUUAAAUGUUUUGAGCACCACAAAUUUCAGGCUAAAAUGUGUAAUCGGCGGAUGUCUUGGCCUUCCACGUAAAGCUCUAGUGACGAUAUUAUCCCCCGUUUCCUCCAUAUUGUCCGUAUUAGCUUGCAUCGAGCUGUAGUCUAUUGUCCAGUUUUGACGUGAAGAGAUCCACUGAAAAGACAAGUGUAACUAGAGCAGAAAGUCCUAAUUCCAUUUCUUUCUACACGUAUAAUAUAUAUAUAUAUAAAUGACACUGGUACUAUGUGUUAAAGAUCAACUUUUUAAAAGGUGUCAGACUCCCCAACUUUUAAAAACCCCUUUAAAUUUUCAUUCUGUAUUGACACACCUGUCGUAGUCUGCAUUUGUGUGCUUCUUUUUAGACAAAGUUGUUAUAUUAUUGUUGAUAUUGACAAAAGGCAGAGAUUGUAUUUGCUGGAAGUUGCUGCUUGAAUGCCCUAAAGCCUUAUGAGAAGUGAAUAGCAAUUAAGUCAAAUUCGUGUCCAAUUCCAAUAAGACCAACAAGCAACAUUAAACAGACUGAAGCAAAAUGACGACUAAAUCCAAUGUCCAAUUUGUAGAAGAACACAACUAAUGUAACUGUGUUCUUGGUACCAAAAUAUUUACCAAGCCUGCUGUGUUUGCUGCUGUAAUUGUCUUUGUUAAGCAUUGAACCAUUGAUGGAAACGGGAAAUCUGGGUUUGGACCAUAGAGUUUUGGAAUUGGAGUUCUGUGGGCAGAACUCUGAUGAACUACAUGUUUGCAGCCAUGUAUAGAAAACAAAACUACUCGUUAAGUGUUUGAACUGUGGUGUUUCAGAAAGGAUAAUUUAACCCUUUUUUCCUUUAGGUGUUCUCAUUUUUAAAAAAGUAAAAAGAAAAAAAGAAAUCUAAAGAUGAUAGCUAACCCUUAGGGGCUUUUGAGACCCCAAUCCAACAUUAUUACGCUGUUGUACAAUGUCUGGUUACAAUGAAAAAUAUCCCUUUUUUUGUACUGUAAUGGGAAUGAGCAGAUAGGAAGCGCAGUGUGGUUGUACAAUAUCAAACAUAAAGGAAAUGUAUGCAGUUCUCUACUAAUUAAUGGCCAGGGCUUGUAUUAUGAAGAACAAAAGCAUGGAAAAGGACAACACAAGCAAACAAUGGUUCCCUUGGGAGCAUUUACCUAAACUGCUGGUCCUUUUCUGGGCUUGACCACCAUCUGGGUUCCAAGUCAGAUCCCUGUGAGAUCUAGCUCAUUCAUACAAAAUGUGACACUCCAGUAUCUUCUAUCCAUGACAAAAAAGGGUGUCUUACUCCAAGUGCACCCACCCGUAGUGUCUCCACUCAACAAUAAGUGGGAAUGUAGCAGUCCUGCUCUGCUCCUCAGUCCGUCGAAUACCUGAAAACCGGUUGAGUUGGUGCUGAAUCUCAAAGCCCCCGUUUGUCUGUUUUACUGGACCAGCUUGUAUCUUUUUGAACGUAAAACAGUUUGAAAAUAGUUGUUGUAGAAAUAAGCUUUGCAAGGCAGCUUGUCGCCCAGCUUGAAAGCCCAGCGUAAACCAGAUGAUGAAUUGGGACAAUCUGGGUAAUGAAGCUGUCAACCCAAAAUUGUUUGUUGUUCUGUGAUCAUUUUAAUAGAAAAUGACUAUGAAUCCCUCACUGUGUGCAGUCUCUAGACUGUAAUAUUCCCAGUUUACCCAAAGUUAAGCCCCUGCUGACAACACACUGGAUACUUGUAUAUAUGUUUAGUUUGUUUCCAAUGCAUUUCUCUUUUCAGACUGUUGUCUCCAUAGUUUGACACUAGAAUCUCUCCUUCUUGCCUUUUUUCCCAUAUAAAUCUGAUUACCUGAUGGUGGGUUGUGAUGUUGCCUAGAAUGAUUGUUUACAAUUUUAUUCCAUUUAUCUCUGGAUAUUCUGUAAAUAUUGUAAUUCAUUGUCUUUUUUUAACUUGAUAAUAAAGUUAUCAGAUAACAGUUAA
Molecule: messenger RNA, 13200 nt
Organism: Acanthochromis polyacanthus (spiny chromis)
Lineage: Eukaryota; Metazoa; Chordata; Actinopteri; Pomacentridae
Gene: znf462
Product: zinc finger protein 462
Exons: 13
Coding region: 1918-9516 (2532 amino acids)
Biological process (GO): regulation of gene expression
Cellular component (GO): nucleus
Source: RefSeq, a predicted model, not a curated record